AUGAACAGUCCUGUCACAUCCAUCAAGCUGGUAUUAUUGGGAGAAGCUGCAGUGGGCAAAAGUUCGAUCGUUUUACGAUUUGUAUCGAACGAUUUCUCAGAAAAUAAGGAACCAACUAUCGGUGCAGCUUUUCUCACCCAACGGGUCAAUAUGGGCGACCAUACGAUCAAAUUUGAAAUUUGGGAUACUGCAGGUCAAGAACGGUUUGCAUCACUAGCUCCCAUGUACUACAGGAACGCACAGGCCGCAUUGGUGGUGUACGACGUCACAAAGCCACAAUCAUUUAUCAAAGCCCGCCACUGGGUCAAGGAGCUCCAUGAGCAAGCCUCAAAGGAUAUAGUCAUCGCACUAGUGGGAAAUAAACUCGAUAUGAUCGAAGCAGGUGCAGAAAGGAAAGUGGCUCGCGAGGAAGCAGAAAAUCUGGCACAAGAGGAGAACCUUUUGUUUUUCGAGACCAGUGCCAAGACCGGUGACAAUGUCAACGAAGUGUUUCUGGGUAUCGGCCAAAAAAUUCCACUGAAAACAGCGCAAAAUCAAGCACAGAAUGGUGGCCGCGGGUCUUCUGGUCUACGUGUCAACGAUGACUCGAGGGUCGAUUUGAGAUCUGGAAACCAAUCGACGUCUGCUGGUGGCUGCAAUUGCUAG
Molecule: messenger RNA, 645 nt
Organism: Lachancea lanzarotensis
Lineage: Eukaryota; Fungi; Ascomycota; Saccharomycetes; Saccharomycetales; Saccharomycetaceae
Product: LALA0S04e07756g1_1
Exons: 1
Coding region: 1-645 (214 amino acids)
Molecular function (GO): GTP binding; GTPase activity
Source: RefSeq, a predicted model, not a curated record